Molecule: messenger RNA, 1124 nt
Organism: Panicum hallii
Lineage: Eukaryota; Viridiplantae; Streptophyta; Magnoliopsida; Poales; Poaceae
Product: F-box protein At1g55000
Exons: 2
Coding region: 132-884 (250 amino acids)
Molecular function (GO): protein binding
Source: RefSeq, a predicted model, not a curated record
ACCGUCGAGUAGUCCCCGCCUCCACCGCGCCACCGCACGCCUUGACCGGCUGACGCCGCCUCCGCCAUUCCCCCACCCCAUCCACGCGGCCCCAACGCCAGCCACAUCACGAGUCUCCAACCUCUCUACGCAUGGACUCGCGCGGCGCAGCCGGGGGUCCCGACUCCUCCUCCCCCGCCGAUCCGACGAGCCCCGAGCCCGAUCCGGCCGCGGCCGCGGACGCGAUGGACGCGCGCCUCCCGGCGGACCUGCUUCGCGCCGUGCUGCAGCGGCUGCCGCCAAUCGACCUCGCGCGAUCCGCCUGCGUCUGCCGCGCGUGGCACGCGGUGGCCUCCGACCGCGCCGUGCUCGAGGCCGCCUUCUGCGCGCCCUGGGGCGUGCGACGCGUCGUCGGCGAGCCGGCGACGCAGGCCUUCUGGCGGGCCGCCUCCCUUGGGAGGUUCGCGCUGUCACAUGCCGUCCGGCGCGGGGAUAACGUCCCCGGCGUCGCUCUCAAGUACUCCGUACAGGUGACCGAUAUCAAACGGUUCAACAACAUGAUGAGUGACCAUGGCAUCUACUCAAGGGAAAGGCUUCUGAUACCCAUCAGUAAUCCAGAAAUCCUGCUGGGUAGCACCUGCUACAUCGAGAUGGAUCAUAAUGCGAAGAGGGAAGUUGCGGUCUUUUACCCUGAGGGUCGUCCGAGUGGGAAAACUGAAUCCUUGGCAAAUAUCGCCUCUGCAGAGAGGCGAAGCAGGAGGAUUCUCGAGUCUGUGAGGCGGAGCCUGCAUGUUGACGACGAGACUGCUGCGUACUAUUUAUCCGUUUCCGAAGGCGAUCCCAGGGCUGCCAUGAUGGAGUACUCCGAGGACCUGAGGUGGGAGCAGCAACGCGCAGGCCGGUAGAUUCAGAACAACAUGGAAUCUGUUAAUAUCAUGGUGCUUCAUGAUGGGUAUUGGUUGCUACCUGCUUCAACAUCUAUUGCUGGGUUGCCCCCUGCCGUGUGUUGUACAAUCCGAACCAUUGUAAUAUAAUACGAGCUUCAGUGUAAAGAACAUAGACAUAUGUAUGUAUUAUAAUAAAUGAUGAAAAACAAAGUCGGUCAUGUUUUAUCAGAUCAUUGACUGGUGAAAGUUUUUCUUGUA